Molecule: messenger RNA, 3175 nt
Organism: Egretta garzetta (little egret)
Lineage: Eukaryota; Metazoa; Chordata; Aves; Pelecaniformes; Ardeidae
Gene: SNRPB2
Product: small nuclear ribonucleoprotein polypeptide B2
Exons: 6
Coding region: 1-747 (248 amino acids)
Biological process (GO): mRNA splicing, via spliceosome
Cellular component (GO): U1 snRNP
Molecular function (GO): U1 snRNA binding
Source: RefSeq, a predicted model, not a curated record
AUGAAACCGGGGAGCCGCUGCGUGCUCCUCCGUGGCUUUGGCGCCAUGCAGAAGCGGUGGGCGUGGCACGAGCUGGCCUGCUUUGCGUCAUCGCAAACUGUUAUAAUCUAUUUUUUCUUAUUGUCAACAGAACUGAAGAGGUCCUUGUAUGCACUGUUCUCACAGUUCGGUCAUGUGGUCGACAUUGUGGCAUUAAAGACUAUGAAGAUGAGAGGCCAGGCUUUUGUUAUAUUUAAGGAACUUGGAUCAUCUACCAAUGCUUUGAGACAACUACAAGGCUUUCCGUUUUAUGGGAAACCAAUGCGUAUUCAGUAUGCAAAAACAGACUCUGAUAUAAUCUCUAAAAUGCGUGGUACUUUUGCUGAUAAGGAAAAAAGGAAGGAAAAGAAAAAGGCCAAAUCUCUGGAGCAGUCAGCAAAUGCAGCAAAUAAAAAGGUUAUCCAGGGAGCAACACAAAAUUCAGCCAACGCCCCAGGGACUGCAGCACAGAAUCAGCAGGUGCCUGAUAACCCACCAAACUAUAUCCUUUUCCUUAAUAACUUGCCUGAGGAAACAAAUGAGAUGAUGCUGUCCAUGUUAUUCAAUCAGUUUCCUGGAUUCAAAGAAGUACGUUUAGUGCCUGGGCGCCAUGACAUUGCAUUUGUGGAGUUUGAAAAUGAAAAUCAAGCAGGAGCUGCUCGAGAUGCUCUCCAAGGAUUCAAGAUUACUCCAUCUCAUGCCAUGAAAAUCACUUAUGCGAAGAAAUAACCGGAUGCUCCUGAAAAGGACUUCUGUGGAUAGUUGGGUUUUUUUAGUAUGAUGAUAUUUUGAUCAGCUAGCAUGUUUGCUGUUCUCUGCAGAAAACUUAAGACUUGUGUAAAAUUGCCUCCGUGGCCACGACAGACGUAUGAUUUCCAUGGAUCUACUGGGUAGUAAAUUUUUGCAUUGAAAUACUAAUUUUUAUAAAAUAAAUUCAGUUUAUGCUGUUUUCAAGCCAUGUUUUUCCUCAAAUCUGUCUUAUUUUUGUUAGGCUUGCAGGGCUCAUUCAGUAUAGUGGUUUAACUACUUUUAAGGUGACACUCAUUUCUCAGAAGUGAGCACUGGAAAAAUAGCUGUCUUCCCAGAGCAAAAAGCAUGAGCCAGGAUGCUAAAUGUCAGCAUAUUCAGAAUAAAUGCAACACUCAGUCUUCAGCCUCGUUAUCUAGGGGACAGCUGCUUUUCAGCAAGAACAAUUUUGUCACCUAAGAAAAAGAACUUAUCAUUAGUGGGUUUUUUUUUCGAGGCAUGGGUAGAAAUUGAUUACAGUUUGGCAGCACCAUUGUUCAACUUGGUUUUGUCUUUAUGAUGAUGGCUGGUAAUAGAAGCAGGUCCACAGAAGAAACAUAAAAGAUGAUCUGUUGUCUUCUCUUCUGCUCUUUCCAGCCCUAUUACCACUGAUUUUAAUAAAUGGUUUAGGAAGAGCUUUCUGGCUCUUUUCAAAGACAACGCAGAUGAGCCUGAUGGUCCUUUUUUAGGCAGAUUUUUCCAAAAUACAUAUCCUAAUGCUUCUGGGUUUGUUUAUUGGGUUUGGGUUUUUUUUUUUUUUCAACAUUUGUCAAAAACAUUUUACAGGUUGUGUGUGACAUGAAAUACACUGAGUGCCGUGAAGUAAUCAGAUGUAGUAUUGUGAGUUGUAACUGUACUAAAUAUUUGGGUGCAAAAAUCACUUCAAAAGCUGAAGGGUUUUGUUCAGGUGAUGGAAGACCUAGAAAGAUAUUUUGGGUUAAGAGAAUAAUUAAAUUUACUUAAAAUAUGAUUAUAUUUUUGGUGAAUCUUACAGUAGCUGUUGCAUGAUGUUGGCUAGGAGGAUUGCAAUCAAACCCUCGAAGGUUAAUGUUUGAAAGGAAGUGGUCACGCCGCGCUUGUCGUGUUGCAUCAUUCCUCACUUCUUGAACGCUCCCUCUGUGAGGCCUCUAACUACCCUUUCAGAUAAAGAAGGGAUGGCGUUAGCAUGAUUUCCUUUAGGAGUAGUUCAGGUAAGUAUUGGAGUAGCUGAUCUUUAGGCAAGAAACUACAAGGAAGAAUGUUUUGCUUUGUAGCUAUGUUGCAAUUGUUGAGGUUUUUCUCUUUCCAAAGUUGUGGUCAGUGAGAGCAGGAGGAAGGAUGCUGGAGGCUGUAGCCUUGCCUCUAUGACCAUGGCUCGGUGCAGUCCCUUCCUGUGUUGUGUGGGCUUGGCUGUAGCUGCAGAGCAUCUGUUCCCCCAGUUUGUCUGCUGAAACAAUUGAGAUCUGACUUGAAACUGUUCUGUGGACAAAGUGCUGCACCUUCAGGAAAGCACAAUUUGAUUUUUAUAAAGUCUUGGUAUACUUCUUGGUAUUUUAUAUAUAGUAGUUUUGGCACGGUCACUCAUUUUCUGAGCAAGUGCUGUGUUUCCUUGCAUCUGUAAGCAUAAAACUAGCUACGUAAACCACCUUUUUUGUACAAGACCUGAAAAAUCUUUCAUCUGCUCCCAGAGUACAUUGUAAGAUGAUGCCCCUUCCAGUGUCAACUCCAUUUACUGUUGUAUCUCCCUAUAUGUAUUUUUUUCAUUCUUUUUAGUCAUUUUUUUUUUAUUUCAACAAGUACUCUAAUACUUUCAAGUAAAAACUGUUUCAAUCUGCCUGUAAGGGAGCAAAAGUGGCUGUGUUAUUCCAUCAUGAACCUUAGUUUUUCAUAAUUUUAUAGGCAUGAAGUAUGCUGUCCUUGCAUCCCACUAGUCUGUACAUGAGCAUGCCACCACUCUUCACCUUUAUUCACUUAGAAGGGUUUGCAUGGAGCUGUCUGCAAAGGAGGUUAGCACUGUGUACAGGAGGUGGGAGGAAGGAGUAACAGGCUGGAAGACAGAGGAGAAUGUGGUGAAGUCAGCUGUAAUAGGAGGGUGAUGCUAGAAACUGCAAGAUGCUCCUUGUUUAAAAGAGACUGCGAUUUUGGGUGACAGGUGAUGGCUUCCUCUGUUCUGCUUGUUGACUGCAAGCUGGUACAGCCAGCCGCUAUUCAGGCUACCUCAUGCAUCAGGUAACACUGGUUCUCUGGAGUGAUGUUUGGGGAAUUCCCAAAUUUGCUCCUGGUCACUUUUAAGAACUGACCCAGAACCAGCCUUCUGUAGCCUGACAGCUGUGAUAUGAAUUGCUUACAGUGCAAGAACCCUGGCGGUUGUUCCCUUUGUGUGUGUGUGUGU